CGUUCCAUGAAUCAAUGUACGAAAAACUGACGAUACCAAGAGCCCCUCUGCAAACCCCAUAUAUAUCAAUCAUCACGUCUUCAAAUCUGGGGGUCAAACGACAUCUCUUCUCUUGGAUCUCGCGGGACUCAUCCAGCUACUCUGUUAUUUUUCACCAUGUCGCGAACCCUGAUAUCACGACGAAUCUGGGGCACCGCUUCCCGACCCUCGAUAUGCAUGUCAUGCCGAGCCAGAGUGAGGAGUCUGUCUACCACGACACCUCUGAAAGCCACCACCACCAAUGGUGAGGCACAGAACAAGGUCAUCAUCCGGAAACCAAAAGAAACAAGUGUCUUAUAGAACUGAUCCUCAAGCAGUUGAUGGGUGAACAUCUCAAAGAUGCCGAUCCCGAGAUCUACGCGAUCCUCCAACGAGAGAUCAAAAGACAAAAGCACUUCAUCAACUUGAUUCCGUCCGAGAACUUCACCUCUCAAGCAGUACUGGAUGCUCUUGGAAGUGUGAUGCAGAGUGGGUUGAAACUUUCUUCCUGUUUGCCUCCAACCAAGUUCACACAAGUCUAAUCAGUAUGUGACAGACAAAUAUUCCGAGGGCUACCCCGGAGCACGAUACUACGGUGGUAACGAACACAUUGAUGAAUCCGAGCGUCUGUGCCAGAAAAGAGCCCUCGAGACGUACAGACUAGACCCUGAACAAUGGGGAGUCAAUGUUCAACCCCUCUCUGGAAGCCCAGCAAAUCUCUACGCCUACUCUGCUCUCCUCAACUCUCACGAGAGGAUCAUGGGUCUUGACCUCCCCCACGGUGGUCACCUGUCCCACGGUUAUCAGACGCCCACCAAGAAAAUCUCCAUGAUCUCCAAAUACUUUGAAACCUUCCCUUACCGUCUUGACGAAUCCACCGGCCUCAUCGACUACCAGCGACUCCACGAGAACGCGAUCCUGUACCGACCCAAGAUCAUCGUGGCCGGCACGUCGGCCUACAGCCGACUGAUUGACUAUGAACGCAUGCGGGCCAUCGCCGACGACGUAGGUGCCUACCUCCUCUCCGACAUGGCCCACAUUUCUGGUUUGGUGGCGGCCGACGUGAUCCCCAGCCCGUUUGCCUACUCCGACGUCGUGACCACCACCACCCACAAGUCACUACGCGGACCCAGGGGGGCCAUGAUCUUCUACAGGAAGGGGGUCCGGCGCACGACCAAAAAGGGUGAAAAGGAAAUGUACGACCUGGAGAACCCGAUCAACGCGUCCGUCUUCCCGGGCCACCAGGGUGGUCCCCACAACCACACCAUCACCGCCCUCGCCGUGGCCCUCAAGCAGGCCCAGUCCCCGUCGUUCAAGGAGUACCAACAGACCGUGCUGGCCAACGCCAAGGCCCUCGCCGAUCGCCUGGGCAACUCCGAGUACUCCGGCGGGCUGGGUUACAACAUCGUCAGCGGCGGCACCGACAACCAUCUGGUGUUGGUCGACCUCAAGUCGAAAGGCAUCGACGGAGCCAGGGUCGAGCGAGUCCUGGAGCUCUGCGGCGUCGCCUCCAACAAGAACACGGUCCCGGGCGACAAGUCGGCCCUGAAGCCGGGCGGCCUGAGGAUGGGUUCCCCGGCCAUGACGACCCGCGGCUUCCAACCCAACGACUUCACUCGCGUCGCCGAGAUUGUGGACCGCGCCGUCAGCAUCGCCGUCAAGGUCGACAGGUCCGCCCGCGCCGAGGCCGAGGCCUCCGGGAAGAAGAACCCGGGGGCCGUCAAGAGUUUCUUGGACCACCUCAAGGACGGGACCGACGUCCCGGAAAUCUUGACCCUGAGGCAAGAGGUCGAGGAUUGGGUCGGGACCUUUGCUCAACCUUGGAUCAAGGAGUAGUGGUUUGGUUGGUACCCUGGUUCAAGAACUUUCGAGUUUGUGGGAGGUGGCGGUUGUCACGUAUUGCUACACGCGUUUAAUGUUUGGUGCCCAAAAAAAAAGUAAAUUGAUCAGAAGACCUUCUCCGUUGGAAAAUGAAACAAGCAAAGUCGUACGUGGUGGGAUUUCAGGCCGAUGAAUACGACCCAAACCCAUCGGAAAUUCAGUGUAUUUUUGAAAGAAUCGGGUAGCGUCGGGUGUUUGAUCCUUCGAGGGUAAUGGACAGCGACCCCCGAGGGGACGCGUUGCGCGCGAUGGUGGUGGAAUGGGAUGCGACAAACUCAAACACAAACCAACAAUACAAGAAUAUACCUACGUCUUCAUCUUGGUCGUGAUUUACUAUUUUUGUACCCGAGUCAAAAGAAAGAAACGCGUUUCUGGUUCUCGUACCCCGGUGUCGAUGGGACGUAGACGGUUCGCUCAUCGUAGUCGGAAUUCGGAAUAUUAUAUUCAG
Molecule: messenger RNA, 2347 nt
Organism: Exophiala oligosperma
Lineage: Eukaryota; Fungi; Ascomycota; Eurotiomycetes; Chaetothyriales; Herpotrichiellaceae
Exons: 3
Coding region: 778-1854 (358 amino acids)
Biological process (GO): L-serine catabolic process; folic acid metabolic process; tetrahydrofolate interconversion
Cellular component (GO): cytoplasm
Molecular function (GO): serine binding; zinc ion binding; pyridoxal phosphate binding
Source: RefSeq, a predicted model, not a curated record